This is a messenger RNA of Trichoderma gamsii, 1524 nucleotides long. RefSeq lists its product as hypothetical. Gene Ontology annotation, biological process: cardiolipin acyl-chain remodeling. Gene Ontology annotation, cellular component: mitochondrial inner membrane. Gene Ontology annotation, molecular function: A2-type glycerophospholipase activity. The record is from RefSeq and is a predicted model, not a curated record. NCBI's taxonomy places the organism in Eukaryota, Fungi, Ascomycota, Sordariomycetes, Hypocreales, Hypocreaceae. The transcript has 2 exons. The coding region runs from base 1 to 1524 and encodes 507 amino acids.
AUGCUCAAAACCCAAACCGUCACUGCGAUUCUGCACCGGUCGCGACUCAACCUCGCCCUCAACACCGCAUCUACGCCACCUACAGCGUCUCCUGCUUAUCCCGUGUCCAAAAUGUCCACCACCGAGAAUGCGAUCCGCGUUCAACCGCCACCUGAGGCGACUGAGGAACUUCGCCAGGGGAAGCCUCAGCAGGUCAAGGGCGCAUAUUUUCCUCUAGGAUACAAAGAGGCUGCCUACCAAUGGUGGUCAAGCGUUACGCCUUCCAUGGCCGAGCGCAACGUGCUCAAGCACAUUCCCUUUCUCAAAGAGGCCACCACCAGCAUGGGCAGCCUCUCCACCACCGAUCAGACCGACUCCUUCGGCGCCAGAAUAUGGAGGCGAUCCAUGGUCCAGCUCUCUGGCAAGAACCGCGCCCUCAACGAAUUCUCUGUCGAGCGAGUUGGCGAGGACCCCGAAGAGACGCUCGUCAUGGUCCACGGCUACGGCGCUGGCCUUGGCUUCUUCUACAAGAACUUUGAGCCCCUUUCCCGGAUCCCCGGCUUGAAGCUGUAUGCCCUCGACAUGCUGGGCAUGGGCAACUCGUCCAGGCCUCCGUUCAAGAUCCACUCAAAGGAUAAGGAGGGCAAGGUGAUUGAAGCGGAAAACUUCUUCAUCGAUGCCCUGGAAGAGUGGCGCAAGGCGAGGAAGAUUGAGCGCUUCACGCUGCUUGGCCACUCGCUGGGCGGCUACCUCGCCGUUUCGUACGCCCUCAAAUAUCCCGGCCACCUAAAGAAGCUCAUCCUCGCCUCUCCCGUUGGAAUACCAGAAGAUCCAUAUGCCGUCAAUUCCGCACUGCCCGAGCCCGGCGAGUCCACCAUGCAGAACGAAUUCACCGUAGACCAGCAGACCACAACCAAGAACGACGCUGCCGUCGCACCAAAGCGCCCGUAUCCCAACUGGCUCGUCUGGCUCUGGGACGCCAAUGUGUCGCCCUUCAGCAUUGUUCGGUUGGCCGGUCCCCUCGGCCCACGAUUCGUCUCUGGCUGGACCUCCAGACGGUUCAACCACCUCCCCGCCGAAGAGGCACAAACCCUUCAUGACUACUCGUUCUCCAUCUUCAAGCAAAAGGGCAGCGGCGAAUACGCUUUGGCUUAUAUUCUCGCACCGGGAGCAUUCGCCCGCCGCCCGGUCAUCAACCGCAUCCAAAACGUUGGCCGACAGCCGAUCAAGGGACCUGACGGUGAAACAGUCGCCAAGGAGACUGGCAUCCCCAUUGUCUUCAUGUACGGAGAAAACGACUGGAUGGAUGUUGCCGGCGGUCUUGCGUCCGAGGAGAAGCUGAAGCAGGUCAAGGCCAACAUCAUGCGAACCGGCACAGAGGAAGAGAAGAGCAACGAAAAUGGCAGCUGCAAGGUCGUCAUCGUCCCCAAGGCUGGCCACCAUCUCUACCUUGACAACGCAGAGUUUUUCAACAAUAUUAUGAGAAAGGAGAUGGAAGACGUCAAAGAGGCAGAAAAGCGCAAGCAGGCAGCGGCAUCAUCAUAG